UCCGUCCCGGCCCAUGAGGGAAUUGGGGUCGCCUGGGCCUUACCUUUCCGCAGCCACAGCCGGCUCAGCCUCCAAGCCGCAGGUGCUGAGAGGACUGGACUCGGGCCCACUGGGGCCAGGGGCAUGACGGCAGCCCAGGAGCUCGUGGCCUGCCUCUGCCGGGAGGGGGACCAGCACCUGGCCCUGGGGGAGCCCCCCCUGGCCACUGCCUUCUACCUGGCCGCGUUCAGCUGCCACGCGCCCUCAGCCGUGCGGAGGGUGCGAGCUGCCCUGGCCGAGGCGCGGGGGGAGCCCGUGGUGGCCACCCUGGAGGCCUGGUGCCGUGGCGACGGCCAGAUUCCCAGCAUCCACUGGGACGGCAUGGCGGUGGUCUCCCUGACAGGGACCCUGGCCUCGGCCUUCCUCGGCGCCCUCUGCCCAGACCACCCGGCCGCCGUGCUGCACCUGCUGGCAGGGCUGCUGGCCCGCGGGCACCAUGAGGAAGUGGCGCGGCGCUGCGGUGCCCUGCUGGACGCCCAGUCCCAGCACGCCCUGGCCCUGCGGCUGACCCGGGCCCUGGCCUGGGUGCUGUCCGGGGUGCGGGCGGCCGACGGCGUGGCCGACUACCUCCAGGCCUUCGCCUCCGGCGUGGAGCAGACUGUGGCCUUCAUCCGCACCCACCAGCAGCCCUACCUCCCUGUGCUGGUCGGCGCCCUCCGGGACUACCUCUCGGAGCAUGCCGAGGCUGGGGACGGCGCCGGCCGGCAGGGGACUGAUAGCCGGAGACUCCUGGAGGCCUUGGACCCCAGGGGCACCCGGGGUGACACACUGUCGCCCGAAGCUCUGCUCCACGACGGCAGGUACGAGGACUGCAUGGCAGCGUGCAGCCGGGCGCUUGAGGGCCACCCCAGCAGCAGCAGACCCCAAGGUGAGCGCCUGGCAACCCUGCUGGUCACCCGCGCGGCCGCGGCCUUCCUCCUGGACGGUCGGGCGCAAGACACGCUUCGGGACCUGCACGAGGCCUUCCGCGAGAGCCCGUCCGGGGCGGGGCGGCAGUUCCAGGCGGUGCUGUCCGCCCAGGACCAGGAGCGCGUCCGCGCCCAGGCGCAGGAGGCCGCGGACCUGGGCUUCGCCCGCUUCCAGGAGGCCGUGCGCAACCGUCCCGAGCUCCGCGAGGAUGCGGGCCGCGAGUUGCUGGCCCCGGUGGCCCGCGCGCUCCGCGUCCUGCUCCGCGUGGCACCUGCCGGGGUGCGACCCGCGCUGAGCGCCCGCCUGGCUGAGUGCCUGCUGCUGGCCGGGGACGUGGCAGGCGCCCGGGUACUGUGCGAGCGCCUGCUGCGGCCCUCGCGCCUCGAAGAUGGGGCGGGUGACGGCGCUGCGGCCCGCGCGCCCCUGCUGGCGCUCCGCGGCUUCUGCGCGCUGCACGCCGGAGACGCGCGGCGCGCCCAGGAGGACUUCCAGGCGGUGGUGGAGCAGGGGGCGCCGCACCCGGGCAGCUGCGUGCGCGCGCUGUGCGGCCGCGGGCUGCUGCGGGUGCUGGCGGGCAGCGCGUUCCUGGGCACGCUGGACUAUGUCACCGCGUGCAGGCUGCGGCCCGAGGACGCGCUGCUGGCCGCCAAAGCCUACGUGCCCUGGAACCAGCGGGGGCUGCUGGUGACCGUGCUCCGGGAGCAGGGCCGCAGGCUGCUGCAGCGCCGCGGGGGCGCUACGGGGACCCGCCAAGCUGCGCAGCAGGAGGGAGAUGCCCACGGUGUGCACCAGCUGGCCACGCUGCUGAUGGAGCUGGAUGUGGAGGAUGAGGACUCGCGCCUCCUGGCAGCAGAUGCCCUGUACCGCCUGGGCCGCCUGCACGAUGCCCACAAGUCCCUGCUGGUGGCCCUGUCCCGGAGGCCCCAGGCGGCCCCGUCCCGGAGGCCCCAGGCGGCCCCCGUGCUGGUGAGGCUGGCUCUGCUGCAGCUGAGGAGGGGCUUCUUCUAUGACGCCAACCAGCUGGUGAAGAAGGUGGUCCAGUCUGGGGACACGGCCUGCCUGCAGCCCACCCUGGAUGUCUUCUGCCAGGAGGACCGGCAGCUGCUGCGAGGCCACUGCCACGCGCGGGCCCUGGGCAUACUGCGGGCGCGGCCGGGCGCAGCCGACGGCAGGGCCCACACCAGGGAGGCCAUCACCUACCUCUCUCUGGCCAUCUUCGCUGCAGGGAGCCAGGCGAGCGAGUCCCUCCUCGCCCGAGCCCGCUGUUACGGGUUCCUGGGCCAGAAAAAGACCGCCAUGUUCGACUUCAACUCCGUGCUGCGGGCAGAGCCGGGGAACGUGCAGGCCCUGUGUGGACGGGCACUGGUGCACCUGGCCCUGGACCAGCCACAGGAUGCUGUGGACGACAUGGCCUCUGCUCUGAAGCUGAGCCCGGGGACCGUGGUCCCUGAAAUCCGCUCUCUGAAGCCGGAAGCCCAGGCCCUCAUCACACAGGGCCUCUACACCCGCUGCCGAGCCCUCCUGAGCCAGCUGCUGGACACCGCGGUCCCCCUCGGGGACAAGGACACCCAGGGCCUCCUUGCCAUGGUGGAGGCGCUGACCAAAAUCGACUCGGGGCGGCCGAGCUGGCACAUCCUCCUUGCAGACGUCCUCACCGCACGGGGCAGCUACGAGCAGGCUGAAGCCCACCUGCAAGAAACCCUGCACCCCGCCUCGCUGUCAGAGGCAGCCCGGGCCCGGCUGGGCCUGCUCCGCCUCAAGAAGGGAGAGGCGCCAGCUGCUGCCCGGGACCUGCAGAGCCUGGCCGAGGCCGACACCGCGGACCUCAGCUUCCUGCUGCGGCUCCUGGAGGCCUCGGAGCGCCAGAGCCUCACCCAGGCUGCAACCCAGGAAGCCAGCUCUCUCCUGGACUCGGGGCAACCCAGGCAGGCGCUGGGCUACUGCUCCUUGGCCGUCCUGGCCGGUGGCAGCUGUGCGUGUCACCUGCGUCUGCGGGCCACCUGCCUGGCCGAGCUGCAGCAGUUUGACCGGGCACUCAGGGACCUGGACUGUGUGCUCCAGGAGAGUUCAGGGGACAGCAACCUCCCAAGGCGGGUAGAGGACUUCUGCUUCCGUGGUCGCUUGCAACUGAGGCUGGGGGACAAGGCGGGGGCUGCAGGGGCCUUCACCCAGGCCCUGAAGCUGGCACCCACCUUGGCCCAGAGCAGCCUGUGUGAGCAGCCGGGCCGGGCCGCCACCGCGCACCUGUUCUUAGGCCGGGGGCGGUGCUGCCUGGAAGAGCAGCGCUACGCAGAGGCCUGGGCGGCGGCCGAGAGUGGCCUCCUGGUGGACCCCGACCACAGCGGCCUGAAGAGGCUGAAGGCCAGAAUCCGGAGGGAGGCGUCCUCAGGCUGCCAGCUGCACUGACCAGCGGCCCGCCCAGAUCACGGGGCCUCCCUGUCACUUUCAUCCGAUGUCCAGGCCCUGGGGUGCACCUGGCUCCCCAAAUCGGGGGGGUCCCUGCCCUCCCACCCUUCCCAGCCGCAGGGUGGCCUCCCACCUGUCCGCAUUGGGAAGUAAAGGGGACAGCUUCCUGCUUGCGUGGAGGGACCGUCCCAGGAGGCUGCUGUGGUCAACCUCAUCCCCAGAGCUGGAGUUCUCUUGGCCCACACCUGGGGCUCAGACCUUGAGGAAGCAGCCCCAGGUCUUGUCCCUGGCUCGGGAUCCUGCAGGUUGGAUGGGAUUAAGGCCGGCCCCUCGUGGCCCUGGGGGAGAUGGCGCCAGCCCAGGACCGGAUUCCCCUCCUUGGCUGUGACCCUCCCUUUGCCUCGGAGCCUGGCCUGAGCCUUGGGCUGGCCCCCGAUAGCGCCUGGCCUUCCCCAAAGACGACACUUCCAAGCAGGCGCCCAGCCCACAGAGACCUGCGCCUUGACCUUCCCAGCUGCCUCCGUGGAGGUCCCGCACAGAGCCCUGCCUGACCAGGCCACCACAGCCCUGGGAGCGGCACCUCCCCCUCCACAGGCCCCUCCUUCCAGGUUCAGGGACCUCCAGGUGGGGGGGUGGCUGAUGAGUUGAGUAAAUUGUGCUUCCAGGGA
Lemur catta (Ring-tailed lemur) is the source of this 4022-nucleotide messenger RNA. RefSeq names its product tetratricopeptide repeat domain 34 (gene TTC34). The coding region runs from base 124 to 3354 and encodes 1076 amino acids. Gene Ontology annotation, molecular function: protein binding. The record is from RefSeq and is a predicted model, not a curated record. The transcript has 9 exons. NCBI's taxonomy places the organism in Eukaryota, Metazoa, Chordata, Mammalia, Primates, Lemuridae.